AGCUUCAAACCGGUCCAAACCAAUCGGUUUAUAAAGCAGAGAGUCUUAUUAUAAUUCCCGCUGGUCAACAAGACGCUAUCUUAAAGGUCAGCUCUUGAUGCCAUUCUCUCUGUCGACGACAACCACCAUUCUCAGAUCUCCUAAUCCAAACUUUAGAAGAUCGAGAAAAUCGAGAAUGUCGACGCCUCCUGUUCUCUCGCUUGCUCUGCCUUCAGACACUGGUCGUGUUCUUAGUAUCCAAUCUCACACUGUACAGGGAUAUGUUGGUAACAAGUCAGCUGUGUUUCCUCUUCAAUUGUUGGGGUAUGAUGUGGAUCCAAUCAACUCGGUUCAGUUCUCCAACCAUACAGGGUAUCCUACAUUCAAAGGACAGGUUUUGAAUGGUGAACAAUUGUGGGAGUUGAUUGAAGGCCUUGAAGCUAAUGAUUUAUUGUUCUACACUCACUUAUUAACAGGCUAUAUUGGAUCUGUAUCUUUUCUGAAUACAAUCUUGGAGGUUAUCAAUAAGCUUCGUUCUGUAAACCCGAAUCUUACAUAUGUAUGUGAUCCGGUGAUGGGUGAUGAAGGAAAGUUGUAUGUACCUGAAGAAUUGGUGCAUGUUUAUCGUGAGAAGGUAGUUCCCCUGGCUUCUAUGUUGACUCCUAACCAGUUUGAGGCAGAGAAAUUAACAGGACUAAGGAUAAAUUCUGAGGAAGAUGGCAGAGAAGCUUGUGCUAUUCUUCAUGCAGCUGGUCCUUCAAAGGUGGUGAUCACUAGCAUUACUAUAGGAGGCCUGCUAUUGCUUAUUGGAAGCCACCAGAAAGAAAAGGGGCAGAAGCCUGAGCAAUUCAAGAUUUUGAUAGACAAAAUUCCUGCGUAUUUUACGGGAACAGGAGAUCUCAUGACUGCUCUUCUACUUGGUUGGAGUAAUAAAUACCCUGACAGUCUUGACAAGGCUGCCGAGCUUGCAGUUUCAACGUUGCAGGCGCUUCUGCGAAGGACGCUUGAUGAUUACAAACGAGCUGGGUAUGAUCCCACCUCAAGUAGCUUGGAGAUUAGAUUGAUACAGAGCCAGGACGAUAUUCGAAACCCAAAUGUUGAACUGAAAGCUGAGAGAUACAGGUGAAGCAGGUGAAAAAAUGUAACAUAUUUUUAUCUUAAAAUAAGAAAACAUAGAUAUGUUUAUGAGGGUAAGUUAGUUGUGAGAUCUCCUUUUUGGGGAUACAACUGUACAAUUCUUUUAUACAAUAUAAUACAGUUCAGACUUCA
Brassica napus (rape) is the source of this 1248-nucleotide messenger RNA. RefSeq names its product pyridoxal kinase. The transcript has 13 exons. Gene Ontology annotation, biological process: pyridoxal 5'-phosphate salvage. NCBI's taxonomy places the organism in Eukaryota, Viridiplantae, Streptophyta, Magnoliopsida, Brassicales, Brassicaceae. Gene Ontology annotation, cellular component: cytosol. The record is from RefSeq and is a predicted model, not a curated record. Gene Ontology annotation, molecular function: pyridoxal kinase activity. The coding region runs from base 98 to 1105 and encodes 335 amino acids.